AUGCUGCGUCGGGUGUGGCAGCGAGCAGGUAUGUGGCAGUCACCCGACGCGGUUCUAUUGCGCCGAUUCUGUCAAUGCACAGGACUGUGUGCUGCCGCGUCGACAAGAUCGGUCCUCGCCACGCGCUUCGGCGCUGCGUCCGCGCGCGCGGUCGCCAGUCAAUCAGACGCUGCCGAAAAAACGCUCCGCAGUCCGAACCAAUUGAACGUUUUAUUGUCCAAUCAAACGCCGCCCACGACUUUUGUAGCCACUUGUCGCGCGUUGCGCGUCAUUGACGAGACGGCGCUAUUGGCGACGAUUGACGUCCGGACGUGGAACGUGGCACUGCAGCGACGACUGGAGGCUCAAGACGAACGCGUGGCAGCGGAGCUCUUGGUGAUGGAAAGCACACGAGAGAGGCUCGUUUGUGCUGGGGACGACUUACCGGUGGACGACGCGAUCGACGAAGCUGCAGAGAGGGUUGGCAUCGUGGAUGAAGUGCUGCUAGCUGAUGAAAAUAUAUACGUCAACGUGUUGAAAGCAUGUAUGGAGAUCGAGGAUUUCUCCACGUUUAAAGAUGCGUUCCGCGGGAUGGUAGCUCGAGGUGUGGCUCGUAGUGCUGGAUUCGGGUCAGCGAUUCGUUAUUGUCACAAGCAUUUGGAUCCAGUGUUCCUUGAAGAAGUGUUGGACGGGACCGGACCAAGCCAAGGAGCUGUUCUCGGAAAUGCUGAACAACUCGUCGAUAGUGCCCGGCAUAUUACGAUGCUUGAGAUGGUGGAGAGUCACCGCAACGCCUUGAUCGAGGAGGCGUUUCAUCUCAUGGACGUGUUUCUUGAGUGGAAGCUAACAUCGAAUCUUCAGGUGUUCACAUCGCUGCUGUCCAUCUACAUGCGCCGUCGUGAAGUAGGCAAUGCUGUUGCGCUCAUUGGUGCGAUGGGAGAGCAUGGUAUCGUUCAGGAUGUGAAGGCAUUCACGACUGUGGCGUUCUAUUAUGCAUCUCGCGGUGACUGA
This is a messenger RNA of Peronospora matthiolae, 990 nucleotides long. Lineage: Eukaryota; Oomycota; Peronosporomycetes; Peronosporales; Peronosporaceae. The record is from the annotation of a GenBank genome assembly.